Molecule: messenger RNA, 696 nt
Organism: Paramecium tetraurelia
Lineage: Eukaryota; Ciliophora; Oligohymenophorea; Peniculida; Parameciidae
Exons: 2
Source: RefSeq, a predicted model, not a curated record
AUGCAAUUGGGAAAGUUGUAAAUCAUUCAGUUUGAACCCAUUGAUUUAGAUAACUCCAGAAUUAAGCCUUUAUUUACAUUGAUGAUCACAAUAAAUUUUAUUCAUUUAUUUGAUUAUUUUAUUUAUUAUUUAAAUAUAUAAACCCAGUCUUAACAAAUUUUUCAUCAAAUCGUUUCCAAACUGGAAUUAUAACUGCAAAUCCUAUUAGACCAUUUAUCAUCAUUAAAACUUACUUUCUCAUAGAAAAAUAUUGAAGAUGAAGAUUUUGAUGAAAAAAUUAAACAUCUCAUGAUCAAAUCCAUUAAGAACAUGUGUCAUUAAAUUAAAAACUCAAAAUAAAUGCACAUUAACAUUUAAGAAUAGAAUAGAUCAAUAGAUUUAUUUAUGACAAAAAGACAAACAACAAUAAAAUUAAUUAAUCAGGCUUGUGCCUUGUAGCUCAAUUAUUAUUAUGUUAAAUAUUGCAAGAGAGGAUUUCCGGUAUAAUCUAUAAUCUUCAAAGAAGGAGUUAUCAAAAGUCUAAAUUUAAAACGAAAUGGAAAACUACCCAAGGAUUUCCCCGUAGAUUAAAGAAAACGGAAUUUCAAGGAUUGUUUAUUUCAGUUGCUGACAAAUAUCUUGCAGAAAAAAUUGUUUUAUUCCUUCGAUAAGUGUUCAAAUGAUAUAAAGAACUUAUAGUAGGUUUAGAAGUGUUGA